CUUUGACUCAUUCUUUUCUGGGUAUAUAGACCAAAUUGUCUCCAACCCAGAAGCAGCCUGUAAUCCAUAAAAAUCUCCAGACCAACAGUGACAAUGACGAAGGGAAUUUGUUUCCUUCCUGCAAGGGCAUUUAUCCACAGCCUUCUCUGCUCAAGAUCAGUUACAAGAUGGAAGGUUUCCCAGGCCUGCAACUACUGUUGAUGCUCACAGGUCUUUUUGCAUCCUGUACGUCUUAUUUGUUCCCGAGUCCUUCUACUGCAAGUUUGCAAAACAUAGGAAAGAGUCCAAAGGAGGUGGUACUAACUCAAGGAACCUCCCUCAGAAUAAGAGCUUUCUGUGCCUAUCAAUAUCUGCAAGGAAACCUCGUUUGGUGCAAAGAAAAACAACACAAUGAAUGCCGAUUCCAAAAUCCAAGAACCCUCACAGAACUAGGAUGGCAAUAUCUGACUUCUGAAGCAAACCAAAAGAUCAUGCUUGAAGGUGUAGUGAAUGGUUGCAUUUCUUUACUCAUGAAGAAUCUCCAAAUUGAGGAUUCAGGGAAAUAUCGGUUUGGAAUUCUAAGCGGCAUGAAAAUGGUUUUCGUAAAGUCAAUCAAAGUGGUAGUUCAUCAUGGAGAGCACGGUCAUUUCUUGUCUGGUAAAACUGUCCCACCUCCAACGUCUAGGAUGCCAUUUUCUUCCACCGUAUCAGGAAUCAAGAUGCAAAAGAUGAUCAAGAUACAAGGCGAAUCUCUCAGUGUCAAGGCUUUUUGUUCCCAGCAACAUGCGCAAGCAGAGAGAGUUUGGUGCAAAGAGGAACUGACGAAAGAAUGCAAUCUUGCAAAGCCCAUAAGGUUCUCUGGAUCAGGAUGGAAAGGUCUCACUACAAAACCAAAUCAACGUGUCAUUCUAAAUGAUUUGGGAAACGGAUGUAUUUAUGUCUUCAUGUCAGCUCUUCAAUCAGAAGAUACAGGGAUAUAUUGGUUUGGGGUUCUUGAUGGCCCCAAUAUAAUCCCUUUAGGAAAGAUCACGGUGAUUGUUCAAAAAGAACAGCAAAAGGAAGGUAACGGGACUGCAACCAGUGAAGAUGAACAAAGAGUUUACCAGGUUGCCUGGAUUCUGGUUUCCAUUGCUGUUGGUAUAACAAUUUUUGCUGCCUUCACGUUAGUUGUCAUGGUGCUCAUCAAGAGAAAGAGGAGAGUGGAAGAUGACGUGAAUUUUGGUGAUAACCCAAACUGUAAAGUAAUAUCCUUACAGAUUCAUGAAAGCGACACUGCCAAAAGUUUGCACGAAGAAAUGAACACAAUAUAUUCCAUAGUGAAGACACCCGGAUCAAGCAUAGAUGUCAACAGAACAUCUCCAUUAAGAUCAAAUAUCUACAAACAUUCCAGUCAGUCAAUUGGUUCACUUUCUCCUUCAGGUUCUGUGGAAUAUGCAAGCAUCUCCAUUUAAUCACAUUUCACCUUUUGGGGUGCAAAAAUAAAAUAAACUUUGUUAGUUCUCAUUCUACACAACUGGAUUCCAAUGUGAGAAUUUCAUUGAUUUUAGAAUUAUGAUCUCUCCUAGGAUACUUCUUUAAUUUCUCAGUGUUGGACAAAUUUAUAAUUUUAAAAGCUGAUAUUUUAAGUCCUGUAAGUGCCAUUAUCUUAAAUAUCUGCACCAGUUUGCUGCUCUGUGAAGAUACACAGCCUGGCAACUACUUAGAUAUGGACAACUUAGUCCCAAUUCUUCGUAUGAGAUUCUUCUUUCUGCCUAUACCACUGAACAGAAUUAAUGGUUUGUUUUAUCACUAUUUUGAGGUAAGAGACACAAAAACUAGCUUAGGCCUUAAAAUAGUAUAAAAAUCAAAAGAAACACCAAACAAAAAUAGACAUCUGGAAUGAACUAGAGUGCGUACAGAUAAACUACACUGUGAAUAAAUCACAUAGACUGAGGCUCUUUUGGUCCUUUUUUUAAAAAGCUUCAAAUUUCAUCCAUUCUAUGGAUGCUUUAAUAUAUUCACAAAUGUAAAUUUUAACACACAAUAUAUACUUAAACUGCUGUUAAAAUUAUUCAUGUUUAUGCAAGCGUUCUUCCUUGUAUGAGCAAAAUUUAUGCUUGGAAAGGGACAUGGGCUAUUUUAUGUAACACUUUACUGCAUAAUUAAAUCUGUAUAUGUUUCAAGAAAAGUUUUUUUUUUUCUGAGAUGGUGUCCCUUUAAUUACAGCAUCUAUGGAGAUAGAAUGUGAGCUAGAGCUAAAUGGGGGGAUGAGGUAUAUAAGUAAGAAGUGAAAACCUUUUUUAAUUUAUGUACUUGUCUCCUCAGCUGAGUUCUGAUACCAGAAAUUUAUUUAGGUAUGCAAAAACUAUUUGAAAAAGGAUGCAGGGAUAAGGCAGCUGGCACAGAAAGGGAAGGCUCUUCAUCCUUCAUCCCAGCCAAGCAGCUUUGGGUACCAUGGUGGGAUACCACAGGCUGAUGCCAUACAAGCAGGGGUGGACUGCUGCCAGUUGUAACAACCAGUUUACAAUUGUGAGUGCACAUGCGGCAUCAAAAAACCACCAGUUAUAUAGGACGUGAUAGCGCCAGGGUGGAUGGGCGGAAUAAUUCCUGGUUGGAGCUACCGGUUCGCCCGAACCGGUCCUAACCAGCACCAGCCCACCACUGCAUACAAGGCAGGCAGGUGUGCAGGUGCUGCCAUAUAGGCAGGCACUACAGAGCAUGGGCAAAUGGGCACAACAGCUACAGGCAGGCUCUAAAAAGCACAGGCAGAUAGUGGGUACUGCUAGGGAUUAUCAUAGACCCUAAGGAUCAGGGGUCUCCUGGCAACUUUGGCAACUUUAAGCCUGGAGGACUUCAAUUCCCAGAAGCAAAGCUGGCUGGGGAAUUCUGGGAGUUGAAGUCUGCCAGACUUAAAGUUGCCAAGGUUGGAGACCCCCUGCUACAGAGCAUAGGUAGAAGGUAUAGGCAGGCACAAUAGAACAUGGGCAAGUGAAAAAGUAGCAGGAGCACCAGCAACUUCUGACUUCCUGGUGAAUUCCCUAUGGACUUUGCUUGUUGGAAACCCACACAGAAUGUCAGAAAUCACAUAACUGCAGCUCACUGCACCAUCGGAAUUGCAAGCCAGAUACCAAGCACCCAUAUCGUGACCCUAGAGCAGGGGUCUUCAACCUUGUCAACUUUAAGCCUGGAGGACUUCAAUGAAGUCCGCCAGGCUUAAAGUUGACAAGUUGGAGACUCCUGUCCUAGAGCAAAGCUGCAACACCCAAAACUAUGAGGACUGGUUCUAAGUACCCAUCAUUCAGCACCACUGUCAAUUUGAACAAUUGCUGAGCAAGUGCUUGUAACCGAAGGACUACCUGUACUUGUCUAAGUACAUACUCCACUCAACAAAGAAGGAAUCCUCAGCAUACAUAUCCGCAAAAGAAUUUUGCUAGAUGUGAAUAUUUUUAUUUUUAUUUUCAUUUCACAAAUGAUACGUUUCCCUGAAAAUAAGACCCUUGGUUGUUGUUGUUUUUUGUCACCAAAAAACAACAACAACCAAGGGUCUUAUUUUCGGGGGGGGAGGGGAAAUGUCGUCUGCUGACUCACCUCACUUGCGCACGUUGCCCCUGGCCUCCUUUUUGCUGUCAGAGGCCUGCAGGAACUACUUCCGCCAGCAAGGCCAGCAAGACUUUCCUGAAGGCCUCUGCAGCCGAUAACAGAGCUCUGGAUCGAUCCGAAGCUCUGUUAUCGGCCAGAGGCCUUCAGGAAAGCCUUGCCGCCUGCAGAAGAAAUGGGCCGAGGUGUGCGAGGCCUGGCUGCAACUGUCCGAAGGUAAGUAGUAGGGCAGCUCCACUCUCCCCAUCCCCACCCUAGCUUAAUUUUUACCCGUGCACCCUGUAGUGGGCGGGAUCUUAAUUAGGGCUUUUUGGGGGGUAGGGUUUAUAUUGGGCGCACAUGUAAAAUCAAGCUAGGGCUUACUUUUGGAGUAGGUUGUAUUUUCGGGGAAACACGGUAUAAAGUUGACCUUAUUGCCUUCGACCACACCCUUCUCUAAUCAUGAAGGACAAUUUGCAGCUUUGUUCAAAGUAGGACCCAAAAAUUAAGAGAAUUUUUCCGUUCAAAAAUGCUAAGACCAGAAAAGCAAUAUAUUCUUUUCUGUAGGUAAAAAUGGUGUAUAUAUAAAUCACAAUCUCUCCUAACCUGAACCAAUAUAAUCACAGUAUAAUCAGAGAAGGAAGCAGAAAUACCCAUACUGGACUAGAAAUAUAAAAAAGGCUUAUAGCUGCUGGCCCAGAUCAUAUCAAGUUAUUAACUCAACGUGACAAUGGAACAACUUGCUCCAACACUGGAGGUUUUUAAGAAGAGGUUGAACCACUUGUCUGAAAUGGAAUAGGAUUUCCUACCUGAGCAGGAGGUUGGACUA
Messenger RNA from Ahaetulla prasina, 4363 nucleotides. RefSeq lists its product as uncharacterized. Gene Ontology annotation, cellular component: cell surface. Lineage: Eukaryota; Metazoa; Chordata; Lepidosauria; Squamata; Colubridae. The transcript has 8 exons. The coding region runs from base 168 to 1430 and encodes 420 amino acids. Gene Ontology annotation, molecular function: signaling receptor activity. The record is from RefSeq and is a predicted model, not a curated record.